UUCGAUGAUCACCAAAGAAAUGAAAAGUCCCAAAAUUUUCCCGCCGUUUCUUCAGGAACCCUAAUCGGCGUCCUCUGAUUUCAACUCAUCCGUCCUCCCGACAGCGACCGAAAUCCUCCAUUUCCACGAACUGUUGCGCGCCCUUCGGCUCAAGAAUGGCUUUCUGGGGUGUUGAAGUGAAACCCUUAAGACCUUUCACUCACCCACCAAACGGUACCAAAGGAAGACUUCAUGUCUCGCAGGCAACGUUGGGGAUUGGUUCUGGCACAAAUAAAAGUGUUGUUCAGUGUAAUGUGGGAAACAAGAGCCCCGUGUUUCUAUGCUCUUUGUUUCCUGAGAAGAGCGAGUCUUGUCAGCUCAACUUGGAGUUUGAGGAGGCUGAUGAGGUUGUCUUUUCGGUAAUUGGUUCCCGGAGCGUCCACAUCACCGGUUACUACUUGGGAAAUGGUCGUUUCUCCCAUAUGAAUGAGGAGUCAGAAUCAUUCGGGGAAGAUAUUGCUGCAACAGAAUCAGACAGAUCUAUGGAUGAUGAAGAGUAUGAUGACAGCUUCAUCGAUGAUGACAAUCCAACUGCAGUGCCACCUUCUCCUUUGCCAAAUGAGGAGAUGUCGAAUGAAGAGAGCUCUAAGAAGAGCAACGUCAAGCGGCGGAGGCUGAAGAAAACGUAUAGAUUGAGUGAAUCCGAUAAAGAGGAUAGACCACCACAGAAUAAUGUUGAUGUCAAGGAACAACUCCAAUCAUCAGAUAGCGAAGACAUAGUCGAUGAGUUCUUCAAGUCUCUGUCUAAGAAGCAAAAUGACUCAAAAAUAGCUGAUAAAGAGGAUAAUUCACAGGGAUCUCAUGAUGAUAUUGAAUAUAAGGCAAAGGAAGAUCACAAUAUUGCUGAAAAAUUGACAGCUGGUGAUCCUUCUGCUCCCAUGAGUGAAAGUGGUGACCGGGAACUCACUAAAAAAGGGAAAAGGAAGAAGAAAGAGCAAUCUGAGAAUGCUCACUCAGAAAUCAAGGAAGUUCCGUUAGAAGCUCAAGGUGAUAUCAAUGAAGAGGGAUCUAACAAGAAGAAAAAACAGAAGAAACGGAAGAAAAGUAAAACACUAGAGAAUGAAAUUAAUGUCAAAGUAGCGAUACCUGCUGAUAAAGACAAUGGAAAGAUCAGUUUUAAAGGGGAUACUGAGAUUCAGGCAUCACAAGUUAAGAAGUUUUCAAAUGGAUUAAUCAUGGAGGAGCUAGAACCUGGAUUUCCCGAUGGAAAAAUUGCAGUUUGUGGUAAAAAGAUAACUGUACAUUUUGUUGGCAAGAUAAAGGAGAGUGGGCAGAUAUUUGAUUCAAAUAUCGGAAAAAAGCACUUGAAGUUCCGCCUUGGUUCUGGAGCAGUAUUGGAGGGUUGGGAUGAUGGUCUUGAAGGUGUUCGAGCUGGUGGCAAGAGAAGGCUCAUCAUUCCCCCAUCUCUACGCGAAGGAAGUGACAAACUCAAAGAUAAGAGUGUGAGUCCAGAAUCGUGGCUGAUAUAUGACAUUGAAGUGGUUCGUGUGCGGUAAUGGAUUCCUCUAAAGCUUUGCUGGUCUUCUGUAGAGAUCAAACGAUGAACUGCAAGGCGAAACGCAUAUGAAGUCCAGAACGGGAUGGGUUUGAAACGCGAGCUUUUUUUUUUGGGAGGUUGUAUUAUAAGCCAGAGAAGAUAGUUUUUUGGGAGCUCGAUUUUGUUCUUAAAAAGCUUCAUUUUGUUCUUUGCUUUCUCUAGAUGGAGGUGUAAAUUCUCGGGUUUUUGUUCUCUCAUGUUGAAAAAAUUUACGAGGCUUUUGGCAUGGAAAAGGCCCUGGUUUUGAGAAUAGGGAGCAGGUUCUCCGUAGAAGAGAGCAUGUGGAACGCUUUUGCUGCAUAUCAAUACAUGACGGUAGUUCUUUCUCAAUUUUAGGA
Molecule: messenger RNA, 1914 nt
Organism: Punica granatum (pomegranate)
Lineage: Eukaryota; Viridiplantae; Streptophyta; Magnoliopsida; Myrtales; Lythraceae
Source: RefSeq, a predicted model, not a curated record